GCCAGUGUGCAACAUAGGCCAGGGGUCGGUGAUUGUUUGAUGGUAAAGAAUAAGAAGCACUAUAGUUGCAAGAAACCAACAAAUAUAUAUGCCCCCUUCCUCCGAGCAUUCCAUAGUGCUGCUCAAGCCUCUUUCUUUCUUUUCAUUGAGAGUAACCAAUCCAAUAUCAUUUCCCAAAUUUAUCCUUCAAAUUCAAUCCAAUUUUCAUGGUUCUUGACUCCAAAUCCAAUCUGGGUCAGUGCCAGAAUUUCCCAUCAUAAAUUCUCCCAAGUGGGGUUUUUGUUUUGUUUCCCAUCACUCAAAUGGUUUCAAUUGUGGGUUCUGUUAUUAUGUCACCUACUCUCAACAUUUGCAAAAGCAACAGUUGCCCCUCUUCUUACAAGAAAACAUAUUUUCCUAAUUCUAAUUUGGAAAAGCCAUUCUUGGUGAGUUAUAGGAAGGAUAAAGGGACUGUUUGUGCUUGUGUUGCACCUCCUAGGGACUACAAAGCUGCUGAUUCUGAUCGCUUUUCCAACACAAGAUUCAAUCAGGAAUCUGCUAAAUCGGAGAAUGUGAGCUUGUUGAGAGAGCCUGAAGAUGAGUCAGAUGUGCUUAUUGAGUGUAGAAACGUGUGCAAGUCAUUUGGCGACAAGCAUAUCUUAAGAGGUGUGAGCUUAAAGAUCAGACAUGGUGAGGCUGUUGGAAUUAUUGGGCCUUCUGGCACUGGGAAAUCAACAAUCUUAAAGAUAAUGGCUGGCCUUCUUGCUCCAGAUAAAGGGGAGGUUUUAAUCCGAGGUAAACUGCGUAAUGGAUUAGUGAGUGAUGAGGAAAUUUCUGGGCUUAGGAUUGGCUUAGUGUUUCAGAGUGCUGCGCUUUUUGAUUCAUUAACUGUUCGUGAAAAUGUUGGUUUCUUGCUAUAUGAGAAUUCAACUAUGCCAGAGGAUCAAAUUGCACAGCUUGUAACUGAAACUUUAGCUGCUGUUGGUUUGAAGGAAGUUGAAGACCGAUUACCCUCUGAAUUAUCUGGUGGUAUGAAGAAAAGAGUUGCUCUAGCUCGUUCCAUAAUUUUUGAUACCACGAAAGACGUAGUAGAGCCAGAGGUGCUCUUGUAUGACGAACCAACAGCUGGGCUUGAUCCGAUUGCAUCAACUGUUGUGGAAGAUCUCAUUCGCUCAGUUCACGUGGCAGGCGAGGAUGCACUUGGGAAGCCUGGGAAUAUUGCAUCUUAUGUUGUUGUCACACAUCAACACAGUACUAUUAAAAGAGCGGUUGACAGGCUAAUAUUUCUUUAUGAAGGGAAGGUCGUCUGGCAAGGCAUGACUCAUGAAUUCUCCACAUCAGCUAAUCCUAUUGUUCGGCAGUUCGCAUCAGGGAGCUUGGAUGGUCCUAUUAGAUAUAUUUAGCUUCGGCUGCCACAUCAAAUACAAGAAAUACAUGGUUUUACUCGUGUAGAGUUGGUAUUACUUAUUCGUACACCAGCUUGCUACUUUAAGGCUGACCUUGUCAGUUCUCAAGCUACGGUGGAGAUCAACGCGAGGUGUUAGCCUGAAAAGUAGUCGCGUUUGCAGUUCUUAUUUUGCUGGGCCUUCUCCCGUGAAUCUGCACGUCAUAGAAGAAAUUUAUUGUUUUAUUUCACUUUUCUUCUUCCCUCUUAUUUUCUUCACAUUCAUUUUUGUAAUUGGCCUCCAUAUUUAGAGUAUUGAGAAAUCCAACUGUGGAAUCAUGUUAUAACAGGAUAGCAACUUGAUAGUAGGAAUCGUGUUGAAACGACUUGCGAUCUUUUUCUUCUUUCGAUUUGGUUAUAUAGAUUAUAGUAAUUUUGAUUACGUUAUCAUUA
Lycium ferocissimum is the source of this 1816-nucleotide messenger RNA. RefSeq names its product protein TRIGALACTOSYLDIACYLGLYCEROL 3, chloroplastic. The record is from RefSeq and is a predicted model, not a curated record. NCBI's taxonomy places the organism in Eukaryota, Viridiplantae, Streptophyta, Magnoliopsida, Solanales, Solanaceae. Gene Ontology annotation, molecular function: ATP binding; ATP hydrolysis activity. The coding region runs from base 303 to 1382 and encodes 359 amino acids. The transcript has 10 exons.